Scatophagus argus is the source of this 1962-nucleotide messenger RNA. It is a transcript of the gene gpr3, whose product is annotated as G protein-coupled receptor 186. Gene Ontology annotation, cellular component: membrane. Gene Ontology annotation, biological process: G protein-coupled receptor signaling pathway. Bases 356 to 1348 code for a protein of 330 amino acids. The record is from RefSeq and is a predicted model, not a curated record. The transcript has 2 exons. Gene Ontology annotation, molecular function: G protein-coupled receptor activity. NCBI's taxonomy places the organism in Eukaryota, Metazoa, Chordata, Actinopteri, Scatophagidae.
UGGUCGAGUAUCCCAAUCACUGACGUCAGGCAGGCUGUCUUGUGCCUGAGUCCGCGCGCAAGAGCAUCCAUUCUGCCUCCCUUAAGCGCUCCGAGGACACUGAAGAAGAAGAGAUGCAAGUGACGCCGAGUGAGAGUUUGACACAACUUUGAAGAAGACAGGAGGAGCACGGGACGGUGUCAUACACAGGAACUAUCCUCUUUAUUUAAACUGGGACCGAUCAUCAGUGGGGACACCAUCACUCCAUUUCCAUCGUCUGGAUCGUAAAAGACGAGAGACCGAAUCUAUUGAACUCUUGUAAAGGAUACACAAAAUCGCGUUAAUAAGGUUGCAUUGGUGUGACUGCUGAUUGGUCAUGAUCCUGAACGCCUCUGAGCUUGGCUGGGAUGAGUCCUCAGGCGCGGACCCCUUCUACCCUUUGGACCCAAUGGACAGCUCACCUCCAUACGAAGUCCCGCCCCUCACAGUGUGGGGUGUUGCCCUGUGUGUUUCAGGAACUCUCAUUGCCACUGAAAAUGCAAUAGUUGUCACCACCAUCCUGGCCACUCCGUCUCUUCGUGCCCCUGUUUUCCUGCUGCUAGCUAGCCUCGGGCUGGCUGAUCUACUGGCAGGUGUUGCUUUGGUCCUGCACUUCCUCUUUCUGUUCUGCAUGAAGCCCAAUGAUUGGUCAGAAUUGCUGACCUCAGGACUUUUGGUGACAUCACUGACUGCCUCUCUUUGUAGCCUGAUGGGUGUUGCUUUGGAUAGAUACCUGUCUUUAAGCCACGCCCUCACAUAUGGUUCAAGCCAAUCACGUCGCAGAGCCGCCAUCCUCCUGCUGCUGGUCUGGUUGGGUGCAUGUGUCAUCGGGGCGGGGCCUGCACUGGGAUGGAACUGUCUGGGAGAGCCAAGUUCCUGUUCUGUAGCACGACCUCUGACCCGAACGUACCUGUCCCUGCUAUGUGGGGGUUUUCUGGUGGUUGUCAUGGUAACCUUGCAAUUGUAUGCUGGGAUCUGUCGUGUGGCAAGACGGCAUGCCCAUGCCAUCGCUACCCAGAGGCACUUUCUCCCUGCCAACCAAUCAUAUGCAAGCAAACACAGCAGUGGAAGGGGCUUCUCGCGAUUGAUCCUGGUGCUCAGUGUGUUUGUGGGCUGCUGGAUGCCUUUCUCCCUCUGGGGGCUGCUGGGAGAUGCAUCCAGUCCUCCUCUCUACACCUAUGCCACUUUGGUCCCAGCAGCAGGCAGCUCACUGCUGAACCCGAUACUCUACAGUCUGAGAAACAAAGACAUUCGCAAGGUGCUGCUUCAGGCCUGCUGCCCUCACAGGCACACACAAAAUGCACACAUACACUACCCUGUUGACGUGUAGGCUGCCAACUUCAUCAGACUCAAAUCGUCACACAAUCUAUGCCAGACAUAUCACUGUUUGUGUGCAAAGAUACACACAUAGCUGCACUGACUAUCAUCCAAAUUCGAAACAUUACGUAUCUCUCUCUAUCACACACAAACACACACACUCCCACACACACACACGCAGCACCAAGAGAUGAAGUCCUUCUGCAAAACAGAGUGUCCUGAACUGUCCUGGCUGUUAGUCAUCUUGGGACUAAAGACUUGACGUACUGUUUUGUAUGUACUUUGUGCCUCAUCCUCAGUCCACUGGAGAUCCAGUGGAACCACAGACUGACACAAUCACAGGGAUACUCUGCAUAUCCCCACUCAUAAAAAGUGGAUUUAAUGACUGUCGGCACUUUAAGAUAAGAGGGAUGGGUUUUAAAUGUUAGCCUAUCACAGUGUGAUGACAUGUGAUCCAAAGCCCAGUUUUAUUUACUUGAAUGUCUAGAAAACACAAUGUUCUAGAUUUUUGACAUUCUAUUUUGCACAUGCUGUCAAAGACAGUUUGAAAGGUACUGACCAUAUGUUCAUGUCGCACAGCCUUUUUUGAAAUGAAUGAAUAUUUUAUACUUAUGAAUAAUAAAUGUC